AUGGCAAUCCGUUUAUAUAAAGCAUAUACACCAGGAACGAGAAAUAGAACUGUAUCAACAUUCAGUGAAAUUUCAAAAGAUAAACCAGAAAAAUCAUUAUUAGUCAAAAAUCAUCGCAAUAAAGGUCGUAAUAAUAGGGGUAUUAUUACAUCUAGGCACAAAGGUGGAGGACAUAAAAAAAGAUAUAGAUUAAUAGAUUUUAAAAGGAAUAAGCAUAACAUAAAAGGCAAAGUUGCUAGUAUUGAAUAUGACCCCAAUCGUAACGCAAGAAUAGCUUUAUUACAUUAUGAAGAUGGUGAAAAAAGAUACAUUUUACAUCCAAAUACACUUUCAUUAGGGACAAUGGUUGUAUCUGGCAUAUCCGCACCUAUAGAAGUAGGAAAUGCGUUACCUUUAUCAGAAAUACCUUUAGGUACAGCUGUACAUAAUAUAGAGUUAAUUGCUGGAAAAGGUGGUCAAAUUGUUAGAGCUGCUGGUACAUAUGCACAAAUAGUUGCAAAAGAUGGUGAUUUUACAACACUAAAAUUACCAUCAAGUGAAGUUAGAAUUAUACGUCAAGAAUGCUAUGCAACUGUUGGGCAAGUUGGUAAUAUAGAUGCUAACAACAUAACUAUUGGUAAAGCAGGUAGGAAUAGAUGGUUAGGUAAAAAACCAACUGUUAGAGGUGUUGUUAUGAAUCCUGUUGAUCAUCCACAUGGAGGUGGAGAAGGCCGUUCUCCCAUCGGUAGACCCCACCCAGUAACACCAUGGGGAAAACCAGCGCUAGGAGCCAAAACACGAUCUAUAAAAAAAUAUAGUAAUCGUUAUAUAUUAAGACGUAGAAAAUAA
This is a messenger RNA of Chondrus crispus (carragheen), 828 nucleotides long. The record is from the annotation of a RefSeq genome assembly. Lineage: Eukaryota; Rhodophyta; Florideophyceae; Gigartinales; Gigartinaceae.